This is a messenger RNA of Pezoporus flaviventris, 2691 nucleotides long. It is a transcript of the gene TMC6, whose product is annotated as transmembrane channel like 6. The transcript has 20 exons. The coding region runs from base 229 to 2625 and encodes 798 amino acids. Gene Ontology annotation, cellular component: plasma membrane. NCBI's taxonomy places the organism in Eukaryota, Metazoa, Chordata, Aves, Psittaciformes, Psittacidae. The record is from RefSeq and is a predicted model, not a curated record. Gene Ontology annotation, molecular function: mechanosensitive monoatomic ion channel activity.
AGCCCCGGGACCUCCGGGCCUCGCUGGCGAUCGGUGCCGCGCGGUGGGGAGAGCGGCAGCCGCGCACGGGGAGCCCCGGCCCCACGGCAGCUCCACGCGGUCCGCGGCGGGGGAGCGCUCGGCACCUCCCGAAGUACUUCGUGCCGCGGGACAGGCCCGGCCCCGCGGCGGGUCUCGGGCACGUACCGGAGGGAGCGCAGUGCCACCGAAACCCCUCGGCCCUGCAGGAUGUCCCAACCACCCUCCUUUACCCUCCACGUCUCCGAGGACACCGGGAGUGAUGGCGAGGAGCCGAGCCCAGACAAUGAAGGAGCCCUGCACACCUCCUUCCACCAGCUUAUCCAGGAGCAGAGCAGCUUGAUGGAGGCAGGUCUGGAGCUGGAGAUGCAGGACAGGGGCAGAGAGCCUUUGGCCUGUCAGGUUACCCCAGACGCCGGUGCCACAGCCUGGCCAGAGCCCGGGCAGGGCGAGCAGCACCCCGGGUACUCCUCUGCUUCCCUGCGGAUCCUUGCCAGCAUGCCCAGCCGCACCAUCGGACGCAGCCGCGGGGCCAUCAUAUCCCAGUACUACAACCGCACGGCACGGCUGCGGCGCCGGAGCAGCCGCCCGCCCCUGCAGCAGCUCUGCCGUGCAGCGCGGCCCAGCCUGCGGCUGUACGACCUGGAGACCGACCCCGCCACGGCCACACUGCAGGACAAGCGGAGCCUGCUGGUGAAUGAGCUGCUGAGCCUCUCGCCCAGCCACCGCAGCCACAUGCUGCUGACUGUGCCCCUGUGCCUGGCAGAGAAACGCGCCCUCCGGCAGGAGCUGAGCGGGCAGAGGGGGCCCCCGAGGCACCGUGCCCAGCACCAGGAGCCGUCUCCCUGCGGAGGGUCCAAGGACCACAUCAUCCUCUGCUGCCGCAGGCUCUGGUACAGGCUCCUGUCCCUGCUUCCCGCCGCGCAGCCCUGGCACUACGCACUGAAGCAGAUUGGUGGCCGCUUCGGCUCCAGUGUCCUCUCCUACUUCCUCUUCCUCAAGACGCUCUUUAUGUUCAACAUCAUCUCAUUCCUCAUCCUCCUGGUCUUUGUGGUGGCCCUGCAGGCUGCGUAUCCCCCUGCCUCAGCCAACCCCCAGCCCUUCACUGGCUUUGAGCUCCUCACAGGAGCGGGCUACUUCACUCACUCGCUGCUCUACUACGGCUACUACAGCAACACCACCCUCAACAGCCCCUGCGCCUCCAGCCCCAGCACAUGCCCCCUCGCAGCACCCCCGCUCCCAUACAACAUGCCCCUGGCCUACAUGUCCAGUGUUGGGGUCUCCUUCCUCAUCACCUGUGUCCUGCUGGUGUACAGCAUGUCCCGCUCCUUCGGGGAGAGCUACCGUGUAGGCAGCUCCUCACGGGACCUGCCUGUCAAAGUGUUCUGUGCCUGGGACUUCAAGGUGGUCCAGAGGCGCUCAGUGAAGCUGCAGUGUGAGAACAUCUGCACCCUGCUGAAGGAGCUGCUGGCGGAGCAGCGCUCCCGCUCCUGCUCCCGGAGCCUGUGGCAGCGCCUGGGCCGCGGCGCGGUGCUGCUCCUGGCCUGGCUGCUGUCGCUGAGCACGGUGCUGGGCUGCGCCGUGGCUGUGCACCGCUUCUCGCAGCACAUGCACGUAGUCCAGCAGGACCACCGGGCACGGGGCGGGGGGCAGCGGCAGCAGGAAACCCUCCUGCUGGCCCUGCCGCUCGUGGUGUCCGGGCUCAACGCGGUGAUGCCCCAUGUGUACAACCUGCUGGGAGCGUGGGAGAGGCAGGACUACCCCGGGGCUCAGGUCUACGUGGCCGUCUGCAGGAACCUCAUUCUGAAGAUGGUCCUGCUUGGUCUGCUCUGCUACCAGUGGCUCAGCCGGAGGGUUGUCUGCUCAAUGGAGGAGUGCUGGGAGACGUGUGUGGGGCAGGACCUGUAUCGCUUUGUGGUGAUGGACUUUGUAUUCACGCUGCUGGACACACUCCUCGGGGAGCUGGUGUGGAGGCUCGUCUUGGAGAAGAGGCUGAAGAGGAACCAGAAGCCCGAGUUUGACAUCGCACGGAACGUGCUGGAGCUGAUCUACGGCCAGACCCUGACCUGGAUGGGUGUUCUCUUUGCACCGCUCCUGCCGGCCGUGCAGGUCCUGAAGCUGCUGCUGCUGUUCUACAUCAAAAAGACCAGCCUGGUGCACAACUGCCAGUCCCCUAGCAAGCCCUGGCAAGCGUCUCACAUGAGCACCGUGUUCAUCACCCUGCUCUGCUUCCCAUCUUUCCUGGGUGCAGCCAUCUUCCUCUUGUACACCAUCUGGUCGGUGCAGCCGUCAGAAACCUGUGGCCCCUUCCAGGGGCUGGAAACCAUCUACAAGUCCUGGCAGGCCUGGGGGCAAGUGCUGGAGAAGUCCAACCCCAACAUCACCUGGUUCACCUGGGCCCACCAGCACCUGGUGGAAAACCCAUUCCUCCCAUUCUUCAUCUCCGGGGUCCUGCUAGCCGGGACCUACUUCAACAUCCAGGUCCUGAGAGGGCAGCGCAGGAUCAUCCGCCUGCUGAAGGAGCAGAUCGCCAACGAAGGGGAAGACAAAGUAUUUCUCAUUCAGAAGCUUCACUCUGUGUACGAGCAGAGGGGGAGACGCGCCUGAGCCCCGGGUGAGCCCUGCACGAGCAGGACAGGGACUGCCAGGGCUCUCAGCUGGGCACGUGGGCAU